CUGAUUUGGAAAAAGCCGGUUCCUAAAAAAAUUUCCUUUUUCCUAUGGCGUGUGAUAAAUGGUUUACUGGUGAACGAAAUCUCUUUAACUAAAAUGGGAUUUAACGGCCCUUUUAAGUGUCCGAAUUGUGACCAUAAUGACUCCCUGGAUCAUUAUUUCAUGCAAUGCACUGCUCAUCAUAAAAUCUGGGAUCAUUUUGGUUUCAAUCCUCAUAAUCUAGGAACCAACAUCAAAGAGUAUAUUUUAAGUUCCACAAAAUCGACACGUUUUUUUUAGAUAAAAUGAUAAUCCUUUGGAACCUUUGGAAACGUAGGAACACGGCUUUUUCCAUGAUUAUCUUAUGAGUAAUCCUGAGGCUAUCGUCCGAAUCAACAAGGACCUCCAUGAUUUUCACGGUUGGCAAAAUCACUCGAAGGGGAACAAGAAGAGAAAAGCCAAUAUUUAUAGAUGGUUGUCUCCCCCUUGUGAUAAAUUUUCUGUCAAUAUUUCUGUUACUCAAUCCGGUAUGAACUUUAAAAGUGGGGUUGCUGUUCGUAAUCACAACGGUGAAUUAGUUUUUCACCUUCAUGGUGAAUAUUUUGGCACUAAUCCCUUCACUGCGUUUUUUGAAACAAUUCUCAUAGCCAUUAAUGCUUGCAGGGUACGGUCUCUAAGAAUCCACAACUUCGACCUUGAUAACAAACAUGUCAAAAAGGCCAUCCAGCAUCAUUGCAAAGACCAUUGGGAUCACAUUCAUACGAUAACGAUAAUUAGGAAGAUCUUGCAUCAAGAUUAAAUUUACAUCAACGUAAUCCCUGAGAAUACCAAUGUGGUUGCUAGAUAUAUUGGCCUCGGAAGGGACGUGACAUCUUCCCAUUUCUUGAGGAUUCUUAAGUUUGAUGCAAUCGGUUUCCCCUAUGUUGUUUGACUUUCCUGGUAGUAGGCUUUGGUUGAUGUCCUCCUACACCAUUUUGUAUUCUCGUAUUCUAAUCUAAUAAAUUCUCUUUUUAUUUAAAAAAA
This is a messenger RNA of Cuscuta europaea, 999 nucleotides long. The record is from the annotation of a GenBank genome assembly. Lineage: Eukaryota; Viridiplantae; Streptophyta; Magnoliopsida; Solanales; Convolvulaceae.